AUGGCGUCCUCUAGCCUUGCUAACGAACCCCCCGUCGACGAUGUCGAUACACGCUCGGUGUCAGGUUCGUCCGAGUCCAGCAAUGAGGAGGGCUGGGAGGAUGUUGAACCCGAUGAUGAGACACAGCCUGUCAUUGACCUGUUCUCAAGCCAAGUCUUCCCUGACGUGCGUUCCAUGCUGAAGGAAUGCAAGGCAACACACAACUUUGACCUGUUGAAGGUCAGAAAAGAUCUGAAUCUUGACUUUUUCGACACCAUUAAAUUGGUCAACUACAUCCGAACUGCGGUAAAAGAUGGAAAGAUUCCGGAUGUGUCGUCCAAGUCUAACUUUGACGAUGAUGUCUAUCUGAAGCCUGUCCUGGAGGAUGAUGCUCUUUUGUACAGCUUGGACGAUGUCACCGAGGAGCAGGCUGAGAGUGCAGCACCUACCAGUGAGGCAGAGCGGAAAGUUGUUGAGCUGCAAGAGGAUUUGGAGAGAUUGCAGCUCCAAUUCUCUGAGUAUAGAACCGCUGUCCAAAAGUCAAUGGAGGACCAACUGAACAAGGAGGAUGAUGAUAAACUCGAUCCCAAGAAUGCGACUGUGUCGAAGUUUGCCAACGCAAACAGAAUCUCGGAGGCUGAUGAGGACUACUUUGCUUCUUACGCCUAUAAUGGAAUCCAUGAAUCUAUGCUGAAAGAUGCUAUUCGCACGGAUGCCUACCGUGAUUUCGUCUACGGACACAAGCACCUCUUCAAGGACAAGGUUGUUCUAGAUGUGGGGUGUGGAACUGGAAUCUUGUCCAUGUUUUGCGCCAAGGCUGGUGCAAAGCAGGUCAUCUCGGUUGAUAACUCGAACAUCAUCGACCGCGCUAAAGAGAUCGUUUAUGACAAUCAGCUCGGCGAUGUGAUCACUUGUAUCCGUGGUAAGAUCGAAGAAGUCACUCUGCCGGUUGAGAAAGUUGAUAUCAUUAUCUCUGAGUGGAUGGGUUACGCUCUUCUCUUUGAGGCCAUGUUUGACUCUGUCAUCUACGCUCGUGACCGCUACCUCGCUGACGAUGGUCUAAUGGUUCCCUCACAUGCCUCUCUCCACAUUGCUCCUUUCGCAGACCCCGAAUUCGUUCACUCGAAUGUCACCUUCUGGAAGGAUGUCUACGGAUUCAAGAUGGACAGCAUGCUCUUGAAAAUCCACGAUGAGGCCUUAAUUCGCCAAGUCCCACACGACUCCAUCCCUUCAGAAUCAGCCGAAUUCUUGGAACUGCCGCUGCACACCAUCACCCGGAGUGAAUUAGUAUUCUUGAAAAACUUCCAGGUUACUUUGAAGACGGAUAUUGAUGCACUGGAUGGCUGGGCCAUCUGGUUUGACAUUUUCUUCUCACCUUCUAGAAACUUGGACUCUAAGAAGGACGUCGUGAAAUUCACAACUGGUCCACAUGGUCCCGAGACCCACUGGCAACAGGCCAUCUGUCUCAUUGAUUAUGGAAACAACACCCCGAAGCCAAUGAAGGCAGGAGCGGUCAUCACUGGAAGAAUUGGCUACCAGAAGUUUGAGGAGGGAUCUCGUGGACUGAACAUCGGUAUUGGCUGGGAGAGCCAAACCAUCGGUUGGGAAAGCCAGUCCAUCUCAGGAAACCAAAAGUGGGCCCUUGACUGA
This is a messenger RNA of Penicillium taxi, 1629 nucleotides long. RefSeq names its product protein arginine methyltransferase RmtB. Gene Ontology annotation, molecular function: protein-arginine N-methyltransferase activity. Bases 1 to 1629 code for a protein of 542 amino acids. The transcript is spliced from 4 exons. NCBI's taxonomy places the organism in Eukaryota, Fungi, Ascomycota, Eurotiomycetes, Eurotiales, Aspergillaceae. Gene Ontology annotation, cellular component: nucleus. Gene Ontology annotation, biological process: peptidyl-arginine methylation. The record is from RefSeq and is a predicted model, not a curated record.